Messenger RNA from Acanthopagrus latus (yellowfin seabream), 2205 nucleotides. It is a transcript of the gene utp15, whose product is annotated as UTP15 small subunit processome component. The coding region runs from base 217 to 1803 and encodes 528 amino acids. Gene Ontology annotation, cellular component: nucleolus. Lineage: Eukaryota; Metazoa; Chordata; Actinopteri; Spariformes; Sparidae. The record is from RefSeq and is a predicted model, not a curated record. The transcript is spliced from 12 exons. Gene Ontology annotation, molecular function: protein binding. Gene Ontology annotation, biological process: positive regulation of transcription by RNA polymerase I; rRNA processing.
GCCAUUCAGAGCGGAAGUCGUCACGUUUGUAAUCAUGGCGUCCUCCUGUCCACGGAGAGGCAACGUGAUAAUUAUUUAAAAUGAGAAACUUUUGGUUUUCUUGGACAGCCAAUACCAGCAUCAUCUAAUUUCAACACAUUGUACUUAAAACGAAAAUAAGACUGCACUCCUGGACCUGUUCGUCCAAAGAGAGAGUACUGCGUGAUCGGCACAGAAAUGGCUUCAUUUAAACCUACGAAAAUCCAAGUCUAUCCUAAACUUGGAGAGAAAGUCACACAAGACACACUAUACUGGAAAAACUACAAGGCGCCGGUCCAGAUAAAAGAGUUUGGAGCGGUCACACACAUAGACUUCUCCCCAGUGGCUCCACAUAACUUUGCUGUGACAGCAUUCACAAGAGUCCACAUUUAUGGGCCGUUCUCCCAGGAGCCCGUGAAGACAUUUACACGGUUUAAGGACACUGCAUACAGUGGGAGAUUCAGGUCAGACGGUCAGCUGCUUGUAGCGGGAUGCGAGGACUCUGUGGUCCGGUUGUUCGAUGUUGGUGGCAAGGUGGCACUCAGGAUGUUCAGAGGGCACACGAAGGCUGUCCAUGUAACAGACUUCACCUCAGACCGUUAUCAGAUCCUCACUGGGUCAGACGACUACACCUGUCGACUUUGGGACAUCCCAAACUCCAUUGAGCUCAACACCUACCAGGAACACACAGAUUACAUUCGCUGUGGUGUCACAAGCAAACUCAACAGAGAUCUUUUUAUCACAGGAUCUUACGACCACACCCUGAAACUGUUUGAUGCAAGAGUGGAUAGGAGUGUGAUGACCAUGGACCACGGCCAGCCAGUGGAGAGUCUGCUGCUCUAUCCUUCUGAGGGUCUCCUCGUCUCUGCAGGUGGGCGCUAUGUGAAAGUGUGGGAUCUGCUAAAAGGAGGCCAGCCACUGGUGUCUCUGAAGAACCAUCACAAAACUGUCACAAGUUUGUGUCUCAGCACCAACGGCCAGAGACUGCUGUCAGCUUCCCUGGACAGGCAUGUGAAGGUGUACAACACAACCAACUAUAAAGUGGUCCACAACUUUGACUAUGCUGCCUCCAUCCUCAGUUUGGCUUUGGCUCCGGAUGAUGAGUCUAUUGUCGUGGGUAUGACCAACAGUAUCCUGAGUAUCAAACACAGGAAAAGCCCAGAAGAGUCAAAGGAAAUCUCUGGUCAACAGAGGCGACGACCGUCAUAUCGUGUUUUUGUGAAGGGGAAGAACUACGUCCCCAAACAGGAUGAUUAUCUCGUUAGUAAGCCAGUUAAGCAGCAUUUGGCCAAAUACGACAAGCAACUCAAGAAAUUCAAUGUGUCGAAGGCUUUGGAUACAGCUCUGGAGACAUGGACAAGACAUAGGAAGCCAGAGAUCACAGUUGCUGUUAUAAAGGAGCUGGAUCGUAGAGGAACACUGAACAACGCUCUGGCAGGAAGAGAUGAACAGGGACUGUCCCAGUUGCUCAACUUCCUCAUAGGGAACUUGGUUGACCCUAGGUUUGCUCCAGUCCUCGUAACAGCGGCAGAAAUGAUCCUGGACAUCUAUCACUCGGUAAUCGGCCAGUCACCACUUGUAGACAGACAGCUGCUGCGUCUGCAGGAGCUGCUGGAGAGGGAGAUCGACUACCAGCAGGACCUCCUGGAGGUGCUUGGCAUGUUGGACACAAUGUUCGCCUCCGCCCUCCCCAGGAAGGAGGUGCCGUGCUCUAGCACCAGCAGGUCUAAUGGCCUGGCUCAGGGGGGAGCGAGUACCUCAAGAGCACAGCUUCAGGCCACCUGAGGCUUGUAGUGAGAAAAGACUGGGUUAGAGUGCCUUUACAACCUCUUUUUUUUUUUUAAACAUCAGACACAUUUUCUGGCUUGACUUUUGUGUCACACAGACUUCACCAAGCAAACAUUUUGGUACAGGUUUUAAGAGACUGGUCUCUCACUCUGGUGUUUUAACUCGGUGUGACUGAAAAACACAACAGGAAAUGAAGAACAUGCAUUUACUGUAUGAAGAGUGUGAAUGUAAAGCAUUGCUUUAUUGGAAGUUUUGUAAUUACGCUUUCAAUUGUGUGUGAGCGCACUUGUAUGUAUGAAUGGUUUCACAGUGAACGUCUGCUUUGUGUUUUCAGUAUAUUUGGAUUUGACAAAUGUUUUAUAAGCAGAUAAAAAUAAAUCUUUGUAAUAUUGAAACUGA